Messenger RNA from Lytechinus pictus (painted urchin), 3105 nucleotides. Its product is annotated as isopentenyl-diphosphate Delta-isomerase 1-like. The coding region runs from base 23 to 814 and encodes 263 amino acids. Gene Ontology annotation, molecular function: isopentenyl-diphosphate delta-isomerase activity. Lineage: Eukaryota; Metazoa; Echinodermata; Echinoidea; Temnopleuroida; Toxopneustidae. The record is from RefSeq and is a predicted model, not a curated record. Gene Ontology annotation, biological process: isoprenoid biosynthetic process; isopentenyl diphosphate biosynthetic process. Gene Ontology annotation, cellular component: cytoplasm. The transcript is spliced from 5 exons.
UAAUGCUUCGACCUUUCCCCAGAUGAAUCAGCCUAUGUUGAGGAGAAUAUUGUCUUUUGUGCCGGCAUUUCAGCCAUUUACCAGGAUAUUAUCACCGAAGGGGGAUCAAUUAUCAAGAUUGAUAAUGAGCCAGGCAACAACUGAUGGUUUGGACGAUACCCAAGUCAAGCUGCUUGCAGAGCAAUGUAUUCUUGUAGAUAGAGAUGACAAUGUUAUUGGAGCAGCUACUAAGAAAGACUGUCACUUGUAUGAAAAUAUCCAAAAAGGUAUGCUUCAUAGGGCCUUCAGUGUGUUUCUAUUUAACACCAAAGGAGAGUUACUCCUACAGCAGAGAUCCGAUGCUAAAAUAACAUUCCCAGGAUUCUGGGCCAAUACCUGUUGCAGUCAUCCUCUUCAUUUUGAUGAAGAGAUGGAGCUCAAAGAUGCGCUUGGAGUGAAGACAGCGGCUCGCAGAAAACUCAAACAUGAAUUAGGAAUAGAACCAGAACAGGUACCUAUAGAAGGCUUUACAUACUUGACAAGAGUUCACUAUCAGGCUGCUUCUAAUGAAGGUGUAUGGGGUGAGCAUGAAAUAGACCAUGUUCUCGUCUUCCAAGGUGACGUAGAUUUGAACCCUGAACCUAACGAGGUCCAGGAAGUAUGCUAUGUCGAUCCCACACAGUUAGAGGAGCUGUUAUGUGCAGGAGAUAAGGAAGAGAAGAAAGUCAGCCCAUGGUUUGCUAAGAUUUCCCGCCAUCUACUCAUUCCAAAAUGGUGGACCAAACUAGAAGAUGUGAAGAGCUUCCAAGACCAUGAUACGAUACACCGGUUAUAGUGGAGAUUAUUUCUAUAACAUUAGAUAAAUAUUAAUUAUGAAAUAAUGUCAUAUGUGAAUGGAUCCAUUCUAGGGUUCCUUAUCCAUGUUCUCAAAUCCAUUUGACAAUAAACCAGUUGUAUGGUCAUUAUCAAGAACCAUUGGCCUCUAUGAGAUCUAAUUGAUUUGAUCAUGUUACGAGACGUGUAUGAAUGGAUACCGCCAGUUGCGGAGCGUGACCCGGAGGAGACAAUUGAUUGGAGGGGCACUAUACUGUUUGUGAACAAUGCUGUGCCCCUCCAAUGCUUCGUCUCCUCCGGGUCACGGUCCGCCACUGGAUACAGCUGAGUAAAAGAUCAGUCUCAUUUGUCCUAUGUUUAUACGAAUAGAACCUGCUACUGCUGAAGGGAUACUGUAUCAUGAAAAUGAUAUUAAUUAAAAUAAAGAGUACAAAUGAAAACCAAGAACUUCCAAGUACAUUGAAAUAAAGAAUUGCAAAGUUUAAAUAUUUUAAUGUUGCUAUUACAUUAUUGGUAAGCAAUUCUUUAUGCACCUCAGAGCUGCCAGUUUAAUAGUAGGAAUUUAUCCUGUUUAUAAUUAGGAUCUUCUUAAUUUGUAAUUGUUAAAGUUUUUAUGUUUUUUAAAUUUCUCCUAUUCAGAAGGAUUUUAUGCUUGAAAGCAAGGUAACAAGAAAUAAAGGAGAUAAGGUUUUUACCAAUUGGGUUUGGUAGCUCUGGCAUAUCAUUAAAGUUGAUCAUGUCAAAUAUGUACUAUUUCUUUUUUGUUCAUAUUUUCAUUCCAAUAAUAUAAAAUCCAGGCUUCUUUUGCAUCUGUAAAAUCUUCAUCACUUUGAUAUUUCAAAUGAAGAGAUUCUUUAUAAUUUCCAUGUUUUGGUAAGUUUAGUUGUCAAAAUUAACUUGAUUGCAUAAGCAAGACACCUUUCUGUGACAGUGGAAAGAAGUACAUACCUAUUCCUACCUUUUUAAGAUCACUCUGACAAUGAUUCGGUUCGAUUUAGAAAAGCAAAAGAAAAAAUGUGAGAACAACAUUGUCAACUGUUAUGAUGAAAACUUAAUGAGAGUAAAGAAUUUACAAGUUUUGAUUCUGUGAUUUCAUAUGCGAGCAGCAGUUUAAUGAUUCAUGAUGAUUAAAGAAAAAUCCAUUGACGUUCGCAUGAAAUUAUGUAUCUGGUGAUAUUAUUGAAUGCACUGAUAAAAUCACUUUCAUUUUUGAGAAAUGACAGUUAUUCAAUAUGCGUAUAUCAAAAAAUGUAUGGGAGAGCUCCUCGCGAAUGUCUAUGACAUCACAAAGUUAAGUAAAUAUCCCGGAGUUAACUCAUGUAUUCUUCUUUAAGAUAAACAUUUGCCAAUCCUUACUUUUCAACUUUUCAUGUAUAGCCAAAACAAAAGGUUAUGCCAGAUUUGAAUGACGCCUUUUAAAGGUAAAAAAUGAGGCAGAGAAUUUUGGUAAUGUGUCUAUACUGUACAUGUAUUAUACACAUAUAUUUUUGAUGUACAUGUACAUGUAUUUGGACAUUCUUUUAUGUAAUUGUCCAUGAUUGAAUUUCAAAAUAUGCUGCUUUGUUGAAAUGCCAUCAAAGGUACAUUGUAUGACAAACAUUUUGAUGUGAUUAUCUCUAUUAGAGCAAACUAAGUGCUUCCAUUACUUGGAGCAUUCAUGUUUACUUUAAUAUAAGAGUAAAAAAGCUAUUCAUGUUUUGAAGACCCAUCCGUAGUUUAGGGUCAGUUGUACCUACAUGCUCUCCAUAAUUGUUACUUGUAUCUUUAAUUAUGUUACUUUUAAAGCUUAUUUACAAUAUUGAAAGCAUAACAAGAUACAUGUACGUGUAUUGAUUUGAAAAGGAAUAUCCACCAAUAAGUUAAUUUGCAAGAUGAUAAGGACGAUGAUGAACAGCAUUUAUCUGUGAAAAACAAAAACAUUCAAAUGCGCCAGCUCCCCAAUAUGUCACACAAUAUUCACAAAGUUGCUGGAAAAGAUGGGUCUUUAGUUCAGAUUUGAAGGUCUCAAUGUUAGGAACAUUUAAAAAUCCUCUUGUUAUUCGUAGAGGAAGACAUUUACCAUGGACAUGUUCUGAAAGCAAGGGCAAGUAUUCAUGGAUGCCUUCUCUGUAUUCAAUAUGCAUGGCGAUUUGCUCAAUAUUCUCUGAAAAAAAAGCUCAUUUGUUUUUUUUAUUAUGUGAAUGUUAAUUAUAUCCUGAUGAGUGCUUCAUAAAGCUGUUUGUAAUGCAUGGCUUUACACAGGACUGAAACAUUGCUUCAAAUACAGAAGCCAUUAAAGCAAGUUCCAACUAA